GCAAUAAUCACUGAGCGGAGGGCUUACAAUGCAUUGUGGGAAAACAAAAUUUUUGUUUAUAUUUUGGACAGUGUGCUUAGCUUUCUGGCAAGUCACCGCAAUGCCGACCACUUCAGAGACGUCAGCGGGAACGGAUAAUAACUUUACGGCUUCCGAAGAAAACCCUUUUACUAUGCAUGAUCGCAGGUGGCUACCAAAAUUCACCGAGUCGCGUGCAUCAUUCGCUGGGGAGUUGUAGACGCAUGAUCAAGGUUUGUCUUCUACACGGACGGCAUGAUGGAAAAUUUUUUGUCGACGCGGAUAAUCAGAGAUCCUCUUAUCACCGGCGUCUAUAAUUGCUUUGUUGUCGAUGUUCUGGAUGAGGAUGCCACCUAUCGUGGGUAUGUCUGCGCAGUCGACAGUGAUCAUUGUAUGGUGCGAAUUGGUUCCAUGCAGCAAGUACGCCGCGUCCCGAUGGAGAAACUGCGACUAGUGGAGUGGAUGGAAACCAUUCGUGUCCACCCUGACGAUGUGUCGGAUGAGAUUGACGUCCUUGUCAGUGUGGAAGACAAUCAGCCGGAAUCGUGGCAGCCCGCUCGUAUCAUUAGCGGCAUGUCUUUUGAUUCGUUCGCGUUAGUAGAUGUGGAGGUCACCCUGCCGAUGAAAGGGAUCAAACGUUAUUAUGUCCUUGAUUCAUCUAAUGCCGUUUUCAAACGGAUUCGCAGCCGGGGUGUUCUUGGGAACCCCGUUACGGCACACUCGUUUUCCUAUCAGGAGAUUCCGGUUUCAGAAUUCACCUCGUAUUGUGACAACUUUGCUGGUAAUCUGCAGAAAGUACGAGAAAUUUCACGAUUUCACAGUCGCUUAAUGCAGGAAGCUGGUUAUGGUCUGCUUAUGUUCCUCAGCGCGACCGAUGAUCACAUUGCACUAUUGGUCGCGAGCGAUUACAAUCAGAUCGUCAUGGAUCCGAAAACCAAAAUGAAAGUUAUGGAACGCAUAGCGUUCUCUGUGGAUGGGUUUAUGCAAAAGUUGAACCUGGCAACAGAAAAAAUUGCUGGCACCGUUCUGAACGAACUUGUCACACAGGUCGCUGCUGAUCUAGAUUUGAGCGACUCUCGAGAAUUCGUUUUUGAACAUCUACUUGUGGAGCUGAGUAUGGAAGUAUUUUCUUUUCUGGAUAUUUAUGAUCAACAUCAACUCCGCAGAACGUGCAAAUCUUUCCAUCGGCGAUUGUCGCGCAAAACACUUCGACAAUGCGUAAUACUGCCAAAUCAAAAUAAGCAUGUUAUCGAAAGUCUGAAGAUAGACCUUUGCAAAAAUACUGUUCGGAACCUGGCUUAUAUUAUCGGGAAUACUAUCAGCCAAGAUGCCAAAAUUUUGUAUUUCUUCGGAAAUUGGGAUGAAUGUCUGUUUACCCUAGCCCAUGUGUUGAUGAUCAUGGACGUAAAACUCGACUGGUUGGUCAUCGCCAACAACUCCACGCUUUUGCUAAACGAAUUUUUGCCAUUUCCCAAAUGGUCUCCCAUGCUGUGUACAGACGAUUUCACUAAUUUUUACGGAAAUUACUCCCAUCCAGAAAAGGCAGACACGAUAUGUGCUCUCAUUUGCCGACAUAUUGCUCUGAAGAAUUGCUGCUUCGACAGUAGACUGUCGUUUUGCUUCAAGGAGAUUCUGUCGCGCGAGAAGGAGUGGUCAGAGUGGGUCAUAGGUCCUGGGCGACGGAGUUUGCGAUGUUGUUCUGAUCCAUUUUCCAUAGUCAUUCCGCGCUGGCGAUACUGUUUUACGGAGACAGCGACAGCAACUUUUGAAGCGUCCUUCCGAUCUGCAUUAGAAGAUCAUUGUCCAGCACUCAAAAAACGUAUGAUUGAGAACCUUGCCCGUUGGCUGAAUUCCCUGACAAGCGAGGCUUGCGAACCAAGGCGCUGCAUUUGGCCGUUUAUUGCACUCUCUUACGAAAUGUGGAAGGAAAGCCCACCCAAGUGUCUGGAUGACGUUAAAGCCGAUAUAUCUCGUAAGUUUUUCCCGAAGAGUUGUAUUAUGCAGACGCUGGCCUUGCUACUGCCGUGCAUUAGCGGCGGAUUUUGUUGUGUUGCUUACGCAGCCGGAGCCGAAGCACUGCCAAGUCCAGAGUAAAAGGCUAAAAUGCGCUACUGCAGGUCCUGCAGGACAAUUGUACCGAUGCCGACAAAACGCUCAGCUGCUUUUAAUUCGCAGCUACGUACGUGAUUUAUUUUAAUGAAAGUAUACUUGUUCAAAACUCGAAGGCCGUAAAGAAAUGGCCGUAAAGACCCAUCUGGCUAGAAACCACUAAACUAUUUCCGAUGAAAAUUUUCUGUUUUGAUUACUGCCGUAAAGGUCAUAGCCUCGUCGCAUGACGACAUUUAACUUUAACUCCUUCAAACCGAAGACUGCUGAUUGCUAUUUUACCUUUAUUUUACUCACAACCAGCUUACUGAAAAUGCAGCUUAUACCAUCCAAAAGUCUGAUUCAACCUUUGUCACUCGGAAAAGUACGCCAUCGCCCUGUUUUCACAUUAUACUUCGUAUUCGC
This is a messenger RNA of Paramacrobiotus metropolitanus, 2529 nucleotides long. RefSeq lists its product as uncharacterized. The record is from RefSeq and is a predicted model, not a curated record. NCBI's taxonomy places the organism in Eukaryota, Metazoa, Tardigrada, Eutardigrada, Parachela, Macrobiotidae. Gene Ontology annotation, molecular function: protein binding. The coding region runs from base 274 to 2112 and encodes 612 amino acids. The transcript is spliced from 5 exons.